Messenger RNA from Spirodela intermedia, 4259 nucleotides. Lineage: Eukaryota; Viridiplantae; Streptophyta; Magnoliopsida; Alismatales; Araceae. The record is from the annotation of a GenBank genome assembly.
AUGGAUACUCAAGUUCUCGAUGGCAUAAUCAGCCGGUUGGUGGGCACCGAGGGCAAUAGGCCCACGAAACAAGUGCAGCUUUUGGAUGCGGAGAUUCAGAAGCUGUGUCUCGUGUCCAAGAGUAUUUUUCUACAGCAGCCUAAUCUUUUGGAGAUCGAAGCCCCCGUGAAAAUAUGCGGUAAAGCUUACUAUUUCCUGGUGUAUAUGUUUGGACCCACUGCCCUAGUGUUCUGGGUGUUUAUGAGCCGGAGGAAAAAUGGCGGAGAAAUGUGCGGGAGCCUCUCGGUGUCGAAUUUUCCGAAUUCAUUUUGGCUGUCGCUUUAUCUUAACCUUUCCUUUCCUGCUAUCAGACGGCCCACUGCUUCUCUGCCCCGAUGCCCCAAGAUUUUUGUUAUGAUUAGAAAUCCAUGUUUUCCAGGUUAUGUCUCUUGUCGUGUGCCAGUUUCUUAUUGUGUUCACGUUUGACAGUUUUGUUGGAUUGAUAGCAUGUUUUUUGGAAGUCACUCUGCAGCGAAUUGAUCUUACUUGGACAAUAUUGAGGUUGUGGAUAUUAAAUUAUAGAUGUUGAGUUUCCUCUGCAAAAGCAAUAUUUAUGUGCACACUUCUGGAAGUGGAGUGCUUUUGGAUAAAUUCUCUAGUAUAAGGCAAGUAGGUCACAAACUAGGUGCCCGCUAUCAGUGGAAAAAAGCCUAAACUUUGACAAUCCACUUUAAAAUUUAACCAGUUUAUGGAAGAAGCUACCUAUUAAAGGUCACUGCAUCAGUCUUCGACCCUCCACAGAUGCACUACCAUUCCUUAUCUUCCUGUCACUUAGUUUACGUUUGCUGUGAUGUUUUGAUGGGGAUUGGCUCUUUUUCUUCCUCUUUCUUUUCGGUUAAGGCAUCUGUUUACACUUUGACUUUAAAUGGAAAAAUGGCAACAGGCUCGGUUACUUAUGUUUAAAGAAGCAUCCUUUCUCUCUCUCUCUCUCUCUCUCUCUCUCUCUCUCUCUCUCUCUCUCGCUCUCGCUCUCGCUCACUCACUCUCACUCUCUCCUUUUACCAUUUUCAUACUCACUUGCUUUAUUUUUUUCUCCUCUCGUAACUGUCUUUAUUUUUCGAAGAAAACCAUUUAUCCUGAUAUCAAACUUUUCUCUUGUCCCCUUUGCUUAUACCUCCCUUGGUUAGGGGAAUUCUUUAUUUAUCAUGUUUCCGUUUAUCUGCCUAAAUAUGAAACUAUCCCUACUGGGAAGUUAGCUGAGAAUUACACUUGGGUUAGUAAACUUGUUAGGAACUUUGCCAAAUCCUUGGAUCCUUCAUCUGUUGACUUAUCCUACGUGAUCAAUGUCUAUGCCCUCGUGGAAAGGUAUUGUGCAAUGGUUCAUUUGCGAAUUAUAGAUUUACUGGACUAUUCUUCUCCAUGUAUCCAAGAAUAUGCCUAGCGGCUGUGUGCAUGUUUAUUUUCUCUAUUAUAGUACCAUAUUUUUUUGAGGUUGAUCUUGCUCCAUGAUUUUAGUGCCCCUCCGUUUUGUCCAACCCCUGCAAUGCAUUCGUUGUUGCCGAAUAAAGUCACCAAUUUUUAGUUGCCCGUAAGGAUGGUUCCUUCUGCUCCAGCUGCUCCUGAAGAGCUACUUUUUAUUAUUCUAAUGUAAACCAAAGAACUCUGCAACGGUGGUGUUGUGCCAAUUAAUGUGCUUUUUGACUGCCACUCCUUUCAAUUUGUCAGGACCUUGAGAUUCUAUCAUAACUAAAUUUUUUCUUAUUCCUAUUUUAUUUUUCUUUUUUUUUGUUUUUGUUUGAUCAUAAUAGAAAACCUUAACUGUUUAUACGCAUCUGGUUUGCUUAUGGCGUUUCUAUUCUACAUCUUGUUAAGACUACGUGGCCUAGGCAUGUAAGCUGCAGAUAAAGAAAUACGCACAAGAGGAUGCCCGAUUUUAUGAACUCCCUAAGCUAGCUGCCAAUAGAGAUGCCAUUGCCUUCUUGGGGCUUAUUGCUACCAUGAAAAAUCUAAACCUUAUGAAAUGGCUGUUUUGAGGCGUAAAUCAAUUUAUCGUGUAAUUGUGAUAUCAUGCAACCAUUGAAAUACACAAGGACUCUUCAUUUGGGUCGAAUUCUGGUAACUCCACCUCUAUACCAUGUUUCGUCCAGGGUAAAAAAGGUAAAAAAAGAAAAGUGUACGUGGGAACUGCUGCAUCUUUUUGUCAUGGUGGCAAUUUCUGUGGUUGCAGCUAUGAUUGUUUGACACCUUUGGUUGUUCAUCUACUGUAGUCCUUUUUCCCUUUUCUUAUAUUUUGAAACAUAGUGAAUAUCGUUAAUGGCACUGACCAGAACUGGCCAUUGAUAUAACUGUGCAAUUUCUGUUCUAUACAAAGGUGGGAAAAGAGCUACCUGCUCAAGUUUGAUUUGAUGAAUAUAAUUUAAAUUCCCUCGUUUCAGAUGUGCUGAACAAAAAAUACUUGAUGCACGAGAGAAGGGAUCAUAUGGUGUUUCGUCAUUUGGGUUAUUUACAACCUUAAUGCACAAAAUUUCGAAAGGAGAUCUCAUCUGGACAUGUGAGAGAAAGAUAUUUCAUGAUGCUUAUUGUUGGUCAAGAAAAGCAUCCAAGAGGGAUGUUGGUCUCCUUCUUGAAAACUAGUUACAAACCAACAAUCAUCGAAGAAGGCAAAACAUUUAUGGUGUUUUGGGUUGAAAAUGGUCUACCAUGGAACUUUUGAACUCUGAUAAGUCUGACUUUGGCAAAGAGGUCCCAAAGCCCAUGUCUUAAACCGUCUUGGCGUUUUGAUAAAAGUAUCCAUAACUAUAUCUCUGACAAAUACGGGACUCUAACUUAAAAAAAUUCUACUCGGCUCUCAAAUGAGCCAAUCCGGUCUUUUUUUGGGGGUUUAUUGAAAAAAGUUAUGCACGGAGGAGAUAUAAUUUAAAAUACAGAAAUCAAGGAUCAGAUCUGAUUUAGCACAUCACAUUAGACCUCUGUCCUGCCAGCUCCCAGUACCACUCAAAAUAGGUACAUGCUUUGGAGAUGGUAAAGUCAUAGAAAGUUAUACAUGUGGCGGACUUUUGUUUAGGGAACAUGUAUGAGAUGUCUAGAUGGCAUGGAUACAUGUUUACAGAGUUGAUUUAAAACUUGGAAAAUGCCACCUCAUCGUAUGCUCAGCAACAUGGGACUCAAGGUGAGUUGAAAUAGCUUCAUUAUUUUUAGUUAAUUGUCGAACAUUUCUGGAGCUUUGGUUGGUCAUUUUCUUCUCAUGAUCCUUCAACUAGUUUCGCUUUAUUUUGGAAAAUUGAUUCAUGAAUUUUAUCGUAUGUGUGAACGCUUUGCUUAACCCUUUUUGUUCAGGCCCUCAGCAUGAGCUGUUCAUUUGUUGCAUCUCAUUCUUGCCCCGAACCUUCCAAUUACGAAAGUGUGGGGACAAUGUUUUUAAUUGGUGAUUUCAAUCUUCUGCAGGAGAUAUUCAUGGACAGUAUUCUGAUCUUUUAAGACUUUUUGAGUAUGGCGGAUUUCCUCCAGAAGCUAAUUAUCUAUUUUUAGGAGAUUAUGUUGAUCGAGGAAAACAAAGUCUGGAGACAAUAUGUCUUCUUCUGGCUUACAAGAUUAAGUAUCCCGAUAAGUUCUUCCUUUUGCGGGGUAAUCAUGAAUGUGCAUCCAUAAAUCGUAUAUAUGGAUUCUAUGACGAGUGUAAAAGGAGAUUCAAUGUGAAGCUAUGGAAAGUGUUCACAGACUGCUUUAACUGCCUACCUGUGGCAGCUCUUGUCGAUGAAAAAAUACUUUGUAUGCAUGGUGGCCUUUCUCCAGAACUGAGGAAUUUGGAUCAAAUACGAAAUUUGGCACGCCCCACUGAUGUUCCGGAUGCCGGAUUGCUCUGUGAUCUUCUUUGGUCAGAUCCCAGUAAAGAGGUCAAAGGAUGGGGCAUGAAUGAUCGUGGUGUCUCAUACACAUUCGGUGCUGACCAGUUGUCAGACUUUCUUGAGAAAAACGACCUUGACCUUAUCUGUCGUGCACAUCAGGUUUGGAAAUCUCCGUGCAAUUCUUUGAUGUCAAACCUAAAUGCCCACAUGAUGUUAAUCCGCUGUUUCUUUUGCCAGGUUGUGGAGGAUGGGUAUGAAUUUUUUGGGGAUAGGCAACUCGUUACGAUAUUUUCAGCACCUAAUUACUGUGGCGAGUUCGACAAUGCUGGUGCAAUGAUGAGUGUAGAUGAGACUUUGAUGUGCUCAUUCCAAAUAUUAAAGCCUGCCGAAAAGAAAUCAAAGUUCUUUGGAAGCGCACCAAUGUCUAAGGUAUGA